Molecule: messenger RNA, 675 nt
Organism: Tinamus guttatus (white-throated tinamou)
Lineage: Eukaryota; Metazoa; Chordata; Aves; Tinamiformes; Tinamidae
Product: mal, T cell differentiation protein
Biological process (GO): myelination
Cellular component (GO): membrane
Molecular function (GO): structural constituent of myelin sheath
Source: RefSeq, a predicted model, not a curated record
AUGGCGCUUCUGCUGCGUGUUCUGGGCGGCAGGGCUCUCCAGAAAGCAGCAGGCCCUGGUUCGCCGUGGGCAGCGCCGCUGGCGCCGGCACCGCGUGCCGCAGGCUCCAGCGCCGCAGAGGAGCCCCCGGCGCGGCGCUCGGCCGCACCUGCACGUUGGCAGACACCUUCACCUGCGGGUGGGAGGGAAGAAGGGAGGGAGCGAGGGAGGGAGGAGAGGAGGGCGGCCGCCUCCGACACCUCCCUGCCCAGGGGCCUGGCCGUGCUGACCACCUUCCCUGAUGUCCUCUUCAUCCCCGAAAUCAUCUUCGGUGGCCUCGUCUGGAUCCUGGUGGCCUCCAGCAAGGUCGUGCUGACCGUGGCACAAGGCUGGAUCAUGUUUGUCUCAGUGCUCUGCUUCGUCAUGUCCAUCGCCCUCCUGUGCCUCUACCUGUGCGGGGCGCACGGCGGCAGCCGCUUCUGGGUCGCCUUGGACGCCUUCUGCCACGGGAUGGCCGCUCUCUUCUACCUCAGCGCCGCUGUGCUCGAAGCCUACGUCACCUACCUCUUACGGUCCUCCAGCAAUACACAGCUCAUCUACCAGGAGAACAUCGCUGCGGUGGUAUUUGCAUUCCUGGCUACGCUGAUGUAUGUGAUCCAUCAGGUGUACUCGCUGCUGCGGUGGAAGUCAUCCUGA